Molecule: messenger RNA, 916 nt
Organism: Lutzomyia longipalpis
Lineage: Eukaryota; Metazoa; Arthropoda; Insecta; Diptera; Psychodidae
Product: exonuclease GOR-like
Exons: 4
Coding region: 76-828 (250 amino acids)
Cellular component (GO): nucleus
Molecular function (GO): nucleic acid binding; exonuclease activity
Source: RefSeq, a predicted model, not a curated record
ACUUCUUAUAACUGUGACACAGUGCUGGUUAAAAAAAUAUUCUCCUCUGCGGAUAUACUUCACUUGUACACCAGAAUGAAGCAUAUAUUUGAUGCAGUUGAGAGUUCAAAAGCCUACGGAUUAGCUGCAAUGCACUGUGUACCGAGAAAAAUUCUCGAGAGAAAUGCUUUUCCGGGAACAAAGAAAUCCAAAAAACUCCUAAAAAUGGAACUAGAAGGAUUUGUAGUAACACCUCAAAAGAAGGGACAUUAUAUUUGUACAAGAAGAGAUAUUUAUGCAUUGGACUGUGAGAUGGUUAUCACAACGGCGGGAUGUGAGGUGGCAAGGGUAACAGUUGUGAAUAUUGAUGAGCAAGUUGUUUUUGAUACGUAUGUGAAGCCUCCUAAUCGAAUCUUGAACUAUAACACUCGAUUCUCAGGAAUAACUAAAGAAAUUCUGGCGAAUGUAACUCAGAACCUGGCUAUGGUUCAGUGUGCACUCCUUACACUCUUCCACUCCCGGACAAUCCUCAUUGGGCACAGCCUCGAUAAUGAUUUACGUGCUCUGAAGCUUAUCCAUGGACGUGUAUAUGAUACCUCAAUAACUUACUCACACUACAUGGGGCAGAAGGUUAAAUGGGCCCUGAAGGAUCUCUGCUUGAUCAAACUCGGGAAAAUCAUCCAGGACAGUGAAAAUGGUCACGAUAGUGCAGAAGACGCUACAACAUGCAUGCAGUUGUUUAAACAUUUUAUGGGCUGUGGAAAUCGUCUUCAGCGAUUGAUGGCCAUGCAUGGAACAUUGGUAGAGCCCAGCGUAAUACAACAGAAGAAACCUAAAAAUAAUUAUUAGCAAAUGAUUUUCUCCCAAUUUCUUCGUUUUAUGAAUUAAAGAUGCCUCAUUGAUCCCUUCGCAAUAAAAAUUUUAAUUACAAGCAAAA